Molecule: messenger RNA, 1395 nt
Organism: Chaetomium strumarium
Lineage: Eukaryota; Fungi; Ascomycota; Sordariomycetes; Sordariales; Chaetomiaceae
Exons: 3
Coding region: 295-1221 (308 amino acids)
Source: RefSeq, a predicted model, not a curated record
ACCUUAUCCAACAUUGGCAUACGUCACAUCCGGCAGGAUUCAGUGGGGCUUGGUGCUCCUGCUUAGAACUGCGGCUGACUUAGGUCCAUCUUGGCGGAGGAAGAGCAUACAAAGUAGUACGGACAUUACUAAGCCAGCGCGUCCCGCGGGACACGGUCAUGCUCGAGUCAACGACUCAACAUGUAUAUGAGCAAGCUCUGGAGCCAUCAAAGACAUGACGGAAGCUUCAUUUUCUCAACAAGCUCUCGACUCCCCUUCUUACCUAGGUGAACAUACAGACAUCCAUCCAUCAAAAUGCCUCUCCGCAUCGCCGUCGUACCCGCCUCCACCAAGGCCGGCCGGGAAACAAUCCGCCAGCUGCUCGCGGCCGAAAGCAAGCCCCUUGUCCGCGCCAUCUACCGAGAUCCAUCCAAAGCUCCCGCCGACUUCACCCAAAACCCUAAUUUCGAAGCUGUCAAGGGCGACGUGGGAGCCGGUGCAGGUCUCGACUUCAGCAGCGCCGACGCGGUUUUCUACAUCCCGCCUCCGACCUAUGACGGGACGAAUCAGGGGGAAUGGGCGACCCGGUGUGCGACCAACGUGAAGAAAGCCAUCCAGGACGCCCCGACCAUCAAGCGGGUGCUCCUCUUUUCGGCUCUGGGCGCGCAGCAUGACCAUAGCAUUGGCGUUCUGCACUUGAAUCACAUAUCCGAGACAACUCUCAGGGAUGCCGCGCAGGAAGUCAUCAUGGUCCGGCCGGGCUUCUUCUACGACGAGUUCGCGCAUGCACUCGAGGAAGCGCGUGCUGGUGAUCCGCCUGCCUUCCACUCGUGGAUCACGCCUGUCGACCACAAGAUACCGAUGGUGAGCCUGAAAGAUAUCGCAAAGUUCUGCGCAAACGCCCUCCUUGUCGGGUCCGGCAAGCCUAGUACUAGUAGUCCGCACCUCUUCAAGCUCUUUGGUCCGCGGCACUACAGCGCGCUGGACGUCAAGGAGGCGGUCGAACAGGCCAUGGGAGGGAAGCCCGUGGAGCUCAAGUCGGUGGAGAGGGACCAGCUUGCUGGGUUCUUUGGCCAGCAGAUUCCCCAGGCGCAUGUGCAGGAGUUUGUGGACAUGGUGACGGCCGUGCUGCCUGACGGGGUUAUCGAGGGCGACUUUGAAUAUGACGAGAACACGGUGAGGGGGGGGGUAGAGUUGGGGGACGCCCUGCGCGAGCUGGCGGCGAAGGGGACGGGCAAGUGAGGGCUUCUGUACAGGUAGUUUGGCUGGGUGAUGUAUCCGGAGUUGAAUCACAGCUUAACCUGCAACUACUAGUAGUAGAUUAGUGAGUAGUAGAUACGGAAAGGGUUACUAUCUGCUUUCCGUUCCGAUUAUCUCCUGAACACCUCAGAUAUCCCAAAAGAUCGCCAAUUACUG